AUGGGCCGCGAGAGUAUGCUGCACAACAUCAACCGUACCCUUCAGAUUACGCUGGACGAUGGCAGGGAACUGACGGGUAAACUGCUCGUGUACGAUCGCCACAUGAAUGUCGUGCUGGGCGACGUCACGGAGAGCCGGGCGGAGACGAAGAAGAUGAAGGAGGCGGGCAUUAGUCCAAAGCGCAGCCUCGGGCUCGUGCUGCUGCGCGGCGAACACGUUAUCUCCGUCACGGUGCUAGGCAGCAGCGGGAAUAACGGGGACGCGGAUGUGGCGACAAAGGGGCGACCGGUGAACUUUGAGAAGGCGCCACGGGUGAAGCUGGCAGGUGCGAAGCGGGCACGGUAG
Molecule: messenger RNA, 345 nt
Organism: Trypanosoma rangeli
Lineage: Eukaryota; Euglenozoa; Kinetoplastea; Trypanosomatida; Trypanosomatidae
Product: small nuclear ribonucleoprotein
Exons: 1
Coding region: 1-345 (114 amino acids)
Biological process (GO): mRNA splicing, via spliceosome
Cellular component (GO): U1 snRNP; U5 snRNP; cytoplasm
Molecular function (GO): RNA binding
Source: RefSeq, a predicted model, not a curated record